Molecule: messenger RNA, 10943 nt
Organism: Capra hircus (goat)
Lineage: Eukaryota; Metazoa; Chordata; Mammalia; Artiodactyla; Bovidae
Gene: COL6A3
Product: collagen type VI alpha 3 chain
Exons: 41
Coding region: 1037-10180 (3047 amino acids)
Molecular function (GO): protein binding; serine-type endopeptidase inhibitor activity
Source: RefSeq, a predicted model, not a curated record
UUUUUUAUUUAGAAUAAUCAAAUCUUUAAAAAAGUCAGUUUCCUGAAACUGUGUAAAAAUAGAUCCUACCUAAUCUUAUUAAGAACUUGCAGAGUUCUGAAAAAAUGAGAAAUGGUGUAUGUGUUACAAGCUUGGAAGGUUUGACUUGGGUCCCUCUCCUUGUCUUGAUGGGGUUCUUCCUCCAGAUCUGGUAGUUCUUAGCAGGGAGGUGAGGACCACCCCAAUGCCAGGGGAACAUGGGUUGGGGCAUCAAGUCAGCCCCAGGUAAGUAGAGUCCAGGAGUCUGCUGUGCCCUGCCAGCCUGGCCCAGGACAGGAGGGCAUUCCCUAGCCACUCAAAGCCUGGAACCUGGAGCCUCCUGCUCCUACUUUUUGAGAGACCUGGAUUCAUCUUUGAAAGGGGUGAAUACUGUUCAAUGUCUCAGAGGGCUUAGAUGGCUCUGAAAUGUCGUAUUGAGUUAAGGUACCUUUCUUCCUGCUAGGGAAUCUCAGCAAAGAAACAAACAAACAAAAAACAAGCCUUUGCCCUUUGCUACAGUUAUACAAGUCUUCUUCACUUAAGAUGUAUUCACGACAAUUACUUUUCUUGCAAAUUUCCCAAAGCAUGGGAGACUAGUUCAGGUAAAACAGUAGUAUGUUUCAGUAUUCCAUUUUGCUAAGGCCCCAGACUGAAGAAUGAGCUUCUAAGGUGAUGUUUGGUUAUCUGGAGUAGGAUAUCCUUCCUGUCUGAUCAGGUGGGUCUUGGGGUUCAAACUGCCACAAGGAAUCAUCUAGAGGUAAAGGGCACCCCAGGGAACGUUUGUCCCCAUUCUGGAACCUGCUACUGGUUCAUGUGUGGCAGUCAUUGUAUAUGGAACUUGGGCCAGUGACUGGGCACCAGCAGCUGCUGAGUCCACGUGUCCAGGUCCCCGUGUCUCAGGUAAGUCAGUGUCCCCACCUGCCUCACACGUGAUGUGUAAAUUAUUCAGUCACAGCAACGUAGAAACUGAGUGAGCUGAUGGGAGGUCAUUUCUUGAACAGGAGAAACAUCUAAACCAAUGUCUUCUUUUAAAGAUGUCAAAAAUGGUGCCGCUGCCGAUAUAAUAUUUCUAGUGGAUUCCUCUUGGAGCAUUGGCAAGGAACAUUUCCAACUUGUUCGAGAGUUUCUAUAUGAUGUUAUAGAAUCUUUAGCAGUGGGAGACAAUGAUUUCCGUUUUGCUCUGGUCCAGUUCAACGGCAACCCACAUACCGAGUUCCUGUUCAAUACGUAUCGUUCUAAACAAGAAGUCCUCUCCCAUGUUUCCAACAUGUCUUAUAUUGGGGGCAGCAAUCAGACUGGAGAAGGAUUAGCAUACGUAAUGCAGAACCACCUCACUGAGGCUGCCGGAAGCCGGGCCAGUGACGGAGUCCCUCAGGUUAUCGUAGUGUUAACCCAUGGACACUCGGAGGACGGCUUUGCUCUACCCUCAGCGGAACUUAAGUCUGCUGAUGUUAACGUGUUUGCAAUUGGAGUUGAGGAUGCAGAUGAAGGAGCCUUAAAAGAAAUAGCAAGUGAACCGCUCAAUAUGCAUGUUUUCAACCUAGAGAAUUUUACCUCACUUCAUGACAUAGUAGGAAACUUAGUGGCCUGUGUGCAUUCAUCCAUGACUCCAGAAAGGGCUGGAGGCACAGAGACCCCUAAAGACAUCACAGCACAAGACUCUGCUGACAUUAUUUUCCUUAUUGAUGGAUCAAACAACACCGGAAGUGUCAAUUUCGCAGUCAUUCUCGACUUCCUUGUAAAUCUCCUUGAGAGACUGUCCAUUGGAACUCAGCAGAUCCGAGUGGGGGUGGUGCAGUAUAGCGAUGAGCCCAAAACCAUGUUCUCCUUGAACAGCUACUCCACCAAGGCUCAGGUUCUGGAUGCAGUGAAGGCCCUGGGGUUCAUUGGUGGAGAGCUGGCCAAUGUUGGCCUUGCCCUGGAUUUUGUGGUGGAGAAUCACUUCACCCGGGCGGGAGGCAGCCGAGCGGAGGAAGGGGUUCCCCAGGUGCUGGUCCUCAUAAGUGCUGGGCCUUCUAGUGAUGAGAUCCGAGACGGGGUCGUAGCACUGAAGCAGGCUAGCGUUUUCUCGUUUGGCCUCGGAGCCCAGGCCGCCUCCAAGGCAGAGCUUCAGCACAUAGCUACCAAUGACAACCUGGUGUUUACUGUCCCGGAAUUCCAUAGCCUUGGGGACGUCCAGGAACAAUUACUGCCGUACAUUGUUGGCGUGGCCCAAAGGCACAUUGUCUUGCAACCGCCAACCAUUGUCACCCAAGUCAUUGAAGUCAACAAGAGGGACAUAGUUUUCCUGGUGGAUGGCUCUUCCAAACUGGGACUGACCAACUUCAAUGCAAUCCGCGACUUCAUUGCCAAGGUCAUCCAGAGGCUGGAGAUCAGACAGGAUCUUAUCCAGGUGGCAGUGGCUCAGUAUGCAGACACAGUGAGGCCAGAGUUUUAUUUCAAUACCUACCCCAGCAAGAGGGAGGUCAUAAACGCCGUGCGGAAAAUGAAGCCCUUGGAUGGCUCGGCCUUGUACACGGGCUCCGCUCUGGACUUUGUUCGGAACAACCUGUUCACGGAGGCGGCCGGCUACCGGGCUGCCGAGGGGGUCCCUAAGCUUCUGGUGCUGGUUACAGGCGGUAAGUCCCUAGAUGCGGUCAGCCAGCCCGCCCAGGAGCUGAAGAGGAGCGGCAUCCUGGCCUUCGCCGUCGGAAACAAGGUGGCUGACCAGGCUGAACUGGAAGAGAUCGCUUUCGAUUCCUCCCUGGUGUUCACUGCCACCGAGUUCCGACCCGCCCCUUUGCAGGCUGUGCUGCCCGGCUUGCUCGGGCCUCUCAGGACCCUCACUGGAACCACUGAAGAGAGCAAGCGAGACAUCCUGUUCCUUUUCGACGGCUCAGCCAACCUCAUGGGCCAGUUCACUGCUGCCCGCGACUUUCUCUACAAGGUCAUCGACGAGCUGGAUGUGAAACCUGACGGGACCCGGAUCGCGGUGGCUCAGUACAGUGACGACGUCAAGGUGGAGUCCCGUUUUGACCAGCACCAGAAUAAGCCUGAGAUCCUGAAUCUCGUGAAGAGGAUGAAGCUCAAGACGGGCAAAACCCUCAACCUGGGCUACGCCCUGGACUACGCACAGAGGUACAUCUUUGUGAAGUCUGCUGGAAGCCGGAUCGAGGACGGAGUGCUUCAGUUCCUGGUGCUGCUGGUGGCGGGAAAGUCAUCGGACCGGGUGGAUACGCCUGCACUCAACCUGAAGCAGAGCGGGGUGGUGCCCUUCAUCCUCCAGGCGAAGAACGCGGACCCUGCUGAGUUGGAGCUAAUCGUACCAUCCCCAGCCUUUAUUCUGGCUGCGGAGUCUCUUCCUAAGAUUGGAGACCUGCAGCCACAGAUCGUGAACCUCUUAAAAUCAGUGCAAAAUGGGGCACCAGCUCCAGUUUCAGUUGAAAAGGAUGUGGUGUUCCUGAUUGACGGCUCCGAGGGGGUCAGGAGCGGCUUCCCGCUGCUGAAGGAGUUCGUCCAGAGAGUGGUGGAGAGCCUGGACGUGGGACCAGACCGGGUGCGUGUGGCCGUGGUGCAGUACAGCGACCGGACCAGGCCCGAGUUCUACCUGAAUUCCUACAUGGACCAGCAGAGCGUGGUGGGAGCCAUCCGCGGGCUGGCCCUGCUGGGGGGGCCAGCCCCCAACACGGGGGCUGCCCUGGAGUUCGUCCUGAGGAACAUCCUGGUGGGCUCCGCCGGAAGCCGCAUAGAGGAAGGCGUCCCCCAGCUCUUGAUUGUCCUCACGGCCGACAGGUCUGGGGAUGACGUGAGAGGCCCCUCUGUGGUCCUGAGGAGGGGAGGGGCCGUGCCCAUUGGCAUUGGCAUUGGAAAUGCUGACAUCACUGAGAUGCAGACCAUCUCCUUCAUCCCGGACUUUGCCGUGGCCAUCCCCACCUUCCGGCAGCUGGGGACCAUCCAACAGGUCAUCUCGGAGAGAGUGACCCAGCUCAGCCGCGAGGAGCUGAGCAGGCUGCAGGCGUCUGUCAGCCCCGUGACCCCUCCGGUGGUCAGCGGCAAGAGGGACGUGGUUUUUCUCAUCGAUGGGUCCCAGAGUGCUGGCCCCGAGUUCCAGUACAUCCGAACGCUCAUCGAGAGGCUGGUCGACUACCUGGAUGUGGGCUUCGACACGACCCGGGUGGCGGUCAUCCAGUUCAGCGAUGACCCCAGGGUGGAGUUCCUGCUGAACGUCCACUCCAGCAAGGACGAGGUGCAGAACGCGGUGCGGCGGCUGCGGCCCAAAGGCGGGAGGCAGGUCAACGUCGGGGGUGCCCUGGAGUACGUGGCAAGGAACAUCUUCAAGAGGCCCCUGGGGAGCCGGAUUGAGGAGGGUGUCCCUCAGUUCCUGGUCCUCAUUUCCUCCGGGAAGUCGGAUGACGAGGUGGACGACUCGGCCGUAGAGCUCAAGCAGUUUGGUGUGGCGCCAAUCACGAUCGCCCGGAACGUGGACCAGGAAGAGCUGGUGAAGAUCUCGCUGAGCCCCGAGUACGUGUUCUCAGUGAACACCUUCCGAGAGCUCCCCAGCCUGGAGCAGAAACUGCUGACACCCAUCACCACCCUGACUGCUGGACAGAUACAGCAGCUCCUGGCCAGCACACGCUACCCACCUCCAGCUGUGGAGGCCGAUGCUGCGGACAUUGUCUUCCUCAUCGACAGCUCUGAUGGCGUGAAGCCGGAUGGCAUCGCACACAUCCGGGACUUUGUUAUCAGGAUCGUGCAGAGACUCAACGUUGGUCCCAACAAAGUGAGAAUUGGGGUCCUGCAGUUCAGCAACGAUGUCUUCCCAGAAUUUCAACUAAAGACCUACAAAUCCCAGGCCAGCGUGCUGGACGCCAUACGUCGCCUGAGGUUCAGAGGGGGGUCUCCUCUCAACACUGGCAAAGCUCUGGAAUUCGUGGCAAGGAAUUACUUUGUCAAGUCUGCCGGGAGCCGGAUAGAAGAUGGGGUGCCCCAACACCUGGUUCUAUUUCUGGGUGGAAGGUCCCAGGAUGAUAUUUCCAGGUAUUCCCAGGUGAUAAAAUCUGCGGGAAUUGCGAGCUUAGGAGUUGGAGACCGAAACAUUGACAGAACAGAGCUGCAGACCAUCACCAGCGACCCCAGGCUGGUCUUCACGGUGCGGGAGUUCAGAGACCUCCCCAACAUAGAAGAAAGGGUCAUGAAUUCCUUUGGGUCCUCCAGGGCCACCCCUGCACCUUCGGGAGUGGACACACCCUCUCCCUCAAGGCCAGAGAAGAAGAAAGCUGAUAUUGUGUUCCUGCUGGAUGGUUCCAUCAAUUUCCGGAGAGACAGUUUCCAGGAAGUGCUCCGUUUUGUGUCAGAAAUUGUGGACACAGUUUAUGAAGGGGGCGACUCCAUCCAGGUGGGGCUAGUCCAGUACAACUCUGACCCCACCGACGAGUUCUUCCUGAAGGACUUCCCCACCAAGCAGCAGAUUAUCGACGCCAUAAACAAGGUGGUCUACAAAGGGGGGAGACACGCAAACACCAAGGUGGGCCUGGAGCACUUGCGGCUGAACCACUUCGUGCCCGAGGCAGGCAGCCGCCUGGACCAGAGGGUCCCGCAGAUCGCCUUUGUGAUCACGGGGGGCAAGUCGGUGGAGGACGCUCAGGAGGCGAGCAUGGCGCUCACACAGAGAGGCGUCAAGGUUUUCGCAGUGGGUGUAAGGAACAUCGACUCGGAGGAGGUUGGGAAGAUAGCGUCCAACAGCGCCACGGCCUUCCGGGUGGGGAACGUCCAGGAGCUGUCAGAACUGAGUGAACAGGUUUUGGAAACUCUGCACGAUGCGAUGCAUGAGACCUUAUGUCCAGGCAUGACUGAUGUUUCCAAAGCCUGUAACUUGGAUGUGAUUCUGGGCUUCGAUGGUUCAAGAGAUCAGAAUGUCUUUGUGGCUCAGAAGGGCCUCGAGUCCAAGAUGGACGCCAUCCUGAGGAGAAUCAGUCAGAUGCAGAAAAUCAGCUGCAGCGGCAGCCAGCUGCCCACGGUGCGGGUGUCCGUGGUGGCCCUCACGCCCUCGGGUCCUGUUGAGGCCUUCGACUUUGCUGAGUACCAGUCGGAGCUGUUUGAGAAGUUCCAGAACAUGCGUGCCCAGCACCCCUACGUCCUCACCGCGGAUACACUGAAGCUCUACCAGAACAAGUUCCAGCAGGCCUCGUCGGACAACGUGAAGGUGGUCAUUCAUUUUACGGAUGGAGUGGAUGGGGAUCUGGCUGAUGUACAAAGAGCAUCAGAGGAACUCCGACAAGACGGUGUCCGAGCUCUGAUCUUGGUGGGCCUCGAACGCGUCGCCAACUUGGAGCAGCUCAUGCAGCUGGAGUUCGGGCGAGGAUUCACGUACAACCGGCCCCUGAGGCUGAACUUGCUGGACCUAGACUACGAACUAGCCGAGCAGCUUGACAACAUCGCUGAGAAAGCCUGCUGUGGGAUUCCCUGCAAAUGCUCUGGACAAAGAGGAGACCGAGGGCCCAUAGGCAGCAUCGGGCCAAAGGGCAUUCCUGGAGAAGAUGGCUACCGAGGUUAUCCUGGUGAUGAAGGUGGACCUGGUGAGCGCGGUCCUCCUGGCGUGAACGGCACUCAAGGUUUCCAGGGCUGCCCCGGGCAGAGAGGAGUCAAGGGCUCGCGUGGAUUCCCAGGAGAGAAGGGUGAAUUAGGAGAAAUUGGACUGGACGGUCUUAAUGGUGAAGAUGGCGACAAAGGGCUGCCCGGCACUUCUGGAGAGAAAGGGAGUCCAGGAAGGAGGGGUGACAAAGGACCCAAAGGUGACAAAGGGGAGAGAGGUGAUGUCGGGAUCAGAGGCGACCCGGGCAAUUCAGGACAGGACAGCCAGCAGAGAGGAGCCAAAGGAGAAACCGGAGACAUCGGCCCCGUGGGUCUCCCUGGGAGAGACGGGGUGUCUGGAGGGCCUGGAGAACCUGGGAAGAGCGGUGGCUUUGGCCGAAGGGGACCAGCAGGAGCUAAGGGCAACCAGGGCGGCCCCGGCCCGCAGGGCCCCGUGGGAGAGCAGGGGACCAGAGGCGCGCAGGGUCCGCCUGGUCCCACCGGUCCUCCAGGCCUGAUUGGUGAACAGGGCAUUCCUGGACCUAGGGGAAGCGGGGGAACCGCAGGUGCUCCUGGAGAACGCGGCAGAACUGGGCCCCUGGGAAGAAAGGGUGAGCCCGGAGAUCCAGGACCUAAGGGGAGCAUCGGGAACCGGGGUCCUCGUGGGGAGACGGGAGAUGAUGGGCGAGAUGGAGUUGGCAGUGAAGGACGCAGGGGCAAGAAAGGAGAAAGAGGAUUCCCUGGAUACCCAGGUCCAAAGGGUAAUCCUGGUGAGCCAGGGACAGACGGACCACCGGGACCCAAAGGCGUCAGAGGCCGAAGGGGAAACUCGGGACCUCCAGGGAUAGCUGGACAGAAGGGAGACCCUGGUUACCCAGGGCCAUCUGGUUACAAAGGCAGCAGAGGCGACUCGAUGGACCAAUGUGCGCUGGUCCAGAGCAUCAAAGAUAAAUGCCCUUGCUGUUACGGGCCCCUGGAGUGCCCCGUCUUCCCAACGGAGCUGGCUUUCGCCUUGGACACCUCCGAGGGGGUCACCCAGGACACGUUCAGCCGGAUGAGGGAGGUGGUCCUCAAGAUUCUGGACGACCUGACCAUCGCCGAGAGCAACUGCCCACGGGGGGCCCGCGUGGCUGUGGUCACCUACAACAACGAGGUCACCACGGAGAUCCGCUUUGCUGACUCCAAGAAGAAGUCCAUCCUCCUGGACAAGAUCAAGAACCUCCAGGUGUCGCUGACCUCCAAGCAGCAGAGCCUGGAAACUGCCAUGUCCUUUGUGGCCAGAAACACGUUUAAGCGGGUGCGGAGCGGGUUCCUGAUGAGGAAGGUGGCGGUGUUCUUCAGCAAUAGGCCCACGAGGGCGUCCCCCCAGCUCCGGGAGGCUGUGCUCAAGCUCUCAGAUGCCGGGAUAACACCCUUGUUCCUCACGAGCCAGGAGGAUCGGCAGCUGAUCAACGCCCUACAGAUCAAUAACACAGCAGUGGGACAUGCCCUUGUUCUUCCUGCUGGCGGAGACCUCACGGACUUCUUGAAGAAUGUCCUGACUUGUCACGUCUGCUUGGACAUCUGCAACAUCGACCCAUCCUGUGGAUUCGGCAGCUGGAGGCCUUCCUUCAGGGACCGGAGGGCAGCAGGCAGUGACGUGGACAUCGACAUGGCUUUCAUCUUAGAUAGCUCCGAGUCCACCACCCCGUUUCAGUUCAACGAGAUGAGGAAGUACAUUGAGUACCUCGUCCGACAGCUGGACGUGAGCCCGGACCCCAAGGCCUCCCAGCACUUCGCCCGUGUGGCUGUGGUGCAGCACGCACCCUACGAGGCAGUGGACAACGCCAGCGUGCCGCCCGUGAAGGUGGAGUUCUCCCUGACUGACUAUGGCUCCAAGGAGAAGCUGCUGGCCUUCCUUGGCAGCAGGAUGACCCAGCUGCAGGGGACCAGGGCCUUGGGCCGCGCCAUCGACUACACCAUCCAGAACAUCUUUGAAAGUGCGCCCAACCCCCGGGACCUGAAGAUCGUGGUGCUGAUGCUGACGGGCGAGGUGCAGAAGCAGCAGCUGGAGGAGGCCCAGAGAGCCAUCCUGCAGGCCAAGUGCAAAGGCUACUUCUUCGUGAUCCUGGGCAUUGGCAGGAAGGUGAAUGUCAAGGAGCUGUACAGCUCUGCCAGCGAGCCCAACGACGUCUUCUUCAAGCUGGUGGACAAGUCGACGGAGCUCAACGAGGAGCCCCUAAUGCGCUUCGGGAGGCUGCUGCCGUCGUUCGUCAGCAGUAAAGAUGCUUUCUACCUGUCCCCAGAUAUCAGGAAACAGUGUGAUUGGUUCCAAGCAGACCAACCGGCAAAGAAUCUUGUGCAGUUUGGUUACAAACAAAUAAAUGUUCCGAAUAACGUCACUUCAAGUCCUACAUCCAAACUGGUGACCACAACAAAGCCAGUGAUCACCACCACCAAACCAGUAACAGUGGUGAACCUGCCAGCCUCAAAGCCAGCUGCCAUGAGACCUGCGGGUGAGAGACCCACGGCUGGGAGAUCUGAGGCCUCCAAGACUGAGGCCACCAAGGCUGAGGCCACCAAACCUGUGGCCACCAAACCUGUGGCCAGCAAGCCCGAGGCCUCCAAGACUGAAGCCACCAAACCUGUGGUCACCAAGCCUGAGGCCACCAAACCUGUGGCCAGCAAGACAGAGGUCAUCAAGACUGACAGUGCCAAGCCUGUAGCCGCCAAGACUGAGGCCACCAAGACUGAAGCUGCCAAACCUGUGGUCACCAAGGCUGAGGCUGCAAAACCCAUGGCCACCAGGACUGAAGCCACCAAGACCGAGGCUGCAAAGCUCAUGGCCACCAAGACUGAGGCCACCAAACCUGUGGCUGCCAGGCCCGAGGCUGCAAAGGCAGACACAGCCAGACCUGCAGCGGCCGCGAAGCCUGCAGCAGCCAAACCUGCCCCUGCCAGACCCCCCGCUGCUGCCAGAUCCACGGCCACGAGGUCCGAGGCCCCCAGGCCCCAGGGAGCCAGAAUGGCUGCCAGCAGGCCCGCCACUGCUAAGCCUGUGGUGAAGGCACCUCGCGAGGUCCACGUGUCCGAGGUCACAGAGAACAGUGCCAGGCUGCACUGGGAGAGGCCCGAGCCGCCCAGCCCUUACUUGUACAACCUCACCGUCACCUCGGCCCACGAUCAGGCUGUGGUCCUGAGGCAGAACCUCACUGGCACGGACCGCGUCAUCGGGGGCCUGGUCCCCGGGCAGACUUACCACGUCAUGGUGACCUGCUCCCUGAGGUCUCAGGUCAGAGCCGUCUACCAAGGCAGCUUCAGCACGAAGAAAAUUCAGUUUCCACCUCCGCAAGCAGAGCGGUCAGCUUCUAGUGCAACCAUCAACCUAGUGGUGAGCACAGACCGGUUGGCUGGGAGUAAAGCAGAUAUAUGUAAGUUGCCAAAGGACGGCGGAACUUGCAGAGAGUUUGUAUUAAAGUGGUACUAUGAUUCCAUAACUGAAAACUGCGCCAGAUUCUGGUAUGGAGGCUGCGGUGGAAACGAAAACAGAUUUAAUUCGCAGGAUGAAUGUGAAAAGGUUUGCCCUCCUGUGCCCAUCAAGCAGCCCGGGGUUAUCGCCGCGAUGGGGACCUAGGCAUGGCCGACCAGCGACACAUACCUCUUGAAGAAGAAGGAGUCAGCCACCGCCGGUCGUCUUUGUAGGAGCUCCGGGUGUAGAUUCCCUCGCACUGUACCGUUUCAUGCUUUGAUUUACACCCGGACUUGGGAGGAAGUCUCUGCCGCAUAACCUAUCAAUAUGGUGCUACAUGUGUCUGUGGACCUGACCCUCUUCGUCUCCGGGCGAUUCCAUCGUACACUCUGAACGUUGUGUAACCGUUACCCACUGCUGGCGUUUAUGUGAACAUUCCUAUAGACUCAACUUCCCUCUGGAGUUUCACAUUAUGCCUCUUUCAGGCAAGUGUAAAAUCUAGAAAAUAACCCCCUGACUUCACAGCUAUCCUAUAUACUUCUGCUUGGUUCGUUUUCUCGCCUCUUUAUUAAGCAUGACUUUAGAUGGAAAGCCUGUGUAUGGAGAAGAAACAAGAAUCCAACUUUUUCAUCCCCCCUGCCCCCAAUCUCCUGAAAUAGAUUUUGAGCUGAUUUUCUUUUUCUAAAGCUUCUAACAAACUAGUUAGAAGGAAGCAAAAUCCCUUAAUCUUGGUGCACUGUUGUGGGACCAAUGCCUUAAUUAAAGAACGAAAAGAAAGUCACGAUAGAGAAGAUUUGUUGGCAUUCCUCUAAUGUUGUGUGUGUGUUAAAAAAAUUUUUUUUGUGCGGGGGUGGGGUUUAAUUUUAAUUUUAAAAUUUUUAGGAAAUUUAUACAAAGAAACUUUUUAAUAAAGUAUAUUGAAAGUGUG